Helianthus annuus (common sunflower) is the source of this 956-nucleotide messenger RNA. RefSeq lists its product as uncharacterized. NCBI's taxonomy places the organism in Eukaryota, Viridiplantae, Streptophyta, Magnoliopsida, Asterales, Asteraceae. The record is from RefSeq and is a predicted model, not a curated record. The transcript is spliced from 3 exons. The coding region runs from base 256 to 819 and encodes 187 amino acids.
GAGAAGACAGCUGGAUUUCAGGCGCUGGUACAGUUUACUGAUUCGGAAACUGCUACUUCUGCGAAGGAUGCUCUUAUUGCUUUGCUUUUUCAGGUUGCAAUUUCCUCUGAAAGUGAGACUGAAAAAAGAUGCACUGUGGAUAGGCACUUAGGUGGCGUCGAUGGGAACAGACAAAAGCAAUGGAACUGGAAACGUGGUCCUGCUUCUUUUCUUGAAAUUACGGAGUAUAAUUGGCUGAGAAGAGAUUUGGACGUUAUGGCUUUGGCUGAAGUUAACGAUAAGUGGGUUUGGAUCGAGACUAACUUAUAUGAAUUUUUAAUUUGUACUGUCAAGAGAAUGCUUUCCAAAAGGAACGAUUAUUGCGGUAACUACGUGUUAGAAUGGUGCAAGUGGUUACCGUUGAAGUGUAUUGUUUUCGUGUGGAGAGCCGAAAUGGAAAAAAAUGCGACGGGAGCGGCUUGUAUAGACUUAAAUAUUAAUGUGGAAGUCUCAAACUGCCCAUUUUGUGAUUACAGCGAUGAAACAGUGAGUCACUUGUUUUGCUCAUGUAUGAUUGCUUCGACGAUUUGGCUGCACAUUAGUAGAUGGUGUAAAAUAGCUCUCUUUGUCGUAAGCUCGGUUAGAGAUAUCCUAGAGUUGCAGAAUCUUAUGCGCUUGACAGGAUUGGUUAAGAACGUCUUUCAUGGAAUUUUGAUCGUCGGAUGUUGGUGUUUGUGGCGGGCUAGAAACAGUCUCAGAUUCGAGAACAAAGAAGUGCAGGUGGAAGAAAUUAUUAGAGAAAUUAAAUCGUUGGGUUAUUUUGAAUUAGCAUUAAAUUAAAAGGAAUGACCGUUUUGUGGUCCGAUUGGUGUAAUUGUGUAUAUAUGUAAUCCGGUUUGGUGUGUGUCUGCCCCGUUUUGUGAGUUGGAGCUUUUUAAGAAAUAUGUUAAAAAAAAAGAAUAAUGCUUAAAUUAGCA